Messenger RNA from Eruca vesicaria subsp. sativa (arugula), 1409 nucleotides. The record is from the annotation of a GenBank genome assembly. Lineage: Eukaryota; Viridiplantae; Streptophyta; Magnoliopsida; Brassicales; Brassicaceae.
UCGGUACAAGCAAGCAAACAAGAAGAAGACGAAAGAAUACACAAUCAAUCCCCCUCCUUCCUUCCUUCUAAAGAAGAAACCUUUGCUGAGUAAUCUGCAUUCUCUCUCGAUCGACUGAAUUCUUCUUCUCCGAUCACUGUAUCGGGGGGAAUCCACUCGAAUAGCUCUUUCCGUCUCUCUGGUUCGUGUUCCGAUGACGACGUCUCCGGAAGACGAAAAGGCGGCUCUUUUGAGAGUUGAAGACGACGUCGAGAAAGGGGCUAAUCUGAAACUAAGUGAGGGUCAAGAAGAAUCAUCAGGGCAGGAGGAGAACGAAGAAUUAGAAGUGAAGGAGACUGCUUCGUCGCCGUUUUGGUUCUGGCUCAAGCUUUCUCUUUUAUUCUCUUUUCUCGCUGCCUUGGCCUUCGUUGCUUACAGAUGGCUCGGUCCGCUAAUCAUGGACAAGGAGCUUAUCCCUAUUAUUAAAUGGGAGAUAAGGACUUUUACGCAUCCAGUGUGCGGUCUUCUAGUCUUUGCAUCAGUGGCUUUAUUCCCUACGAUACUUCUUCCCUCUACUCCCUCCAUGUGGAUUGCUGGGAUGACUUUUGGUUACGGCUAUGGGUUUCUACUUAUUAUUUCGGCUGCUUCUGUUGGUGUUUCACUUCCUUACUUCAUUGGUCAUCUCUUCCGCCACAAACUUCAAGGAUGGUUAGAAAGAUAUCCUGAUCAAGCAGUGGUAUUAAGAGCUGCUGGUGAAGGGAAUUGGUUUCACCAGUUUCGAGCAGUCACUUUAAUCCGGAUUUCUCCAUUCCCUUACAUUCUUUAUAACUACUGUUCUGUUGCAACUCGUGUUAAGUACGGUCCUUACAUCACUGGAUCUCUCUUAGGCAUGGUCCCUGAGAUCUUUGUUGCUAUCUAUACAGGGAAUCUUGUAAAGACAUUAGCAGACGCAUCUUCUGCAGAUAAACACGGGCUCUCGGUUACACAGAUUAUUCUCAACAUUUUGGGCUUUCUAGGAACUGUAGCAACAACGAUUCUCAUCACGAAGUAUGCGAAAAGACAGCUGGAGACAAUGAAGAAAGAGGAAGAAGCAUUGUUGCAAUAAAACCUCCACGUGACAAACUCUGAGCUGCAGAAACAUCUCUUGUCUCACUCCUUACACAGUUCAGGUCUGCUCCAAGAUGUGAAAGAGCACUGUUUUUUUUUGUCUCUUUGGUUCUUCAUCUCUUUAAUUAACAAAAAAAGAAGAAGAAACAUAUGGUUAAUUAGAAUGAACACAGGAAGAAUCUAACACCAUUCUUGAUUCUUGGGUGUAAGUAAGUAUUGUGUACUUGUGUGGUUUUGAUGUGGUGACAUGAAUGAAAAAAAAACAGAUUGUUGUUAUUUGCAGUGGUAUUGGGAAAAAUGAGAGAAUCUUUGUUUGAUUUACU